This is a messenger RNA of Symbiodinium natans, 1815 nucleotides long. NCBI's taxonomy places the organism in Eukaryota, Dinophyceae, Suessiales, Symbiodiniaceae. The record is from the annotation of a GenBank genome assembly.
AUGCGCCUCUCCUGGCGCUGGCUCCUCCUCUUUCGACUGCUGAAUGCGUCGCUGCUGCGGACGUCCUUCACACCGGACGAGUACUGGCAGGGGCCGGAAGUUGCCCACGCCUGGGUCUACGGCUACGGUCACCUCACUUGGGAGUGGCAGCCGUGCGUGGCGUUGCGGGGCGUUCUGCACCCAGGCCUCUUCGCGGUGCUCUUCCUUUUCCUGGACUCCCCGGCGCUCGUGGCGUACGGGCCCCGCCUGCUCCAGGGGGCGAUAGCUUCUGUUGGUGAUGCCGCCGUUUACCGAGCUGCGGAGAGGCUUGGUGGUCCUUCGGCAGCGUCCUGGACCAUGGCCGUACACCUAGGCAGCUGGUUCCAGCUCUACUGCCUUCCAAGGACCUACUCCAGCAGCCUCGAGGCGGUGCUUUUCGCCCUGGCCCUGGAGCAGUGGCUUCGAGGCACAGGUGCGCGCCUCCGCAGCGUUGGCUUCGGGGCCGUGGCUGUCGCCUUGCGGCCGACCGCCGCAGGCUAUUGGCUGGCGCUGGCUCUCUACGAGGUGGUCAUGGCCACCCGACAGGGCAAGCUCCAGCGGCUGGUUUGGGAGUUCGUCCUUCCAGGCUUCCUACUGGCAGCCUCGGUUCUGGCGCUGAGUACACUCUUGGAUUCGCUGUAUUAUGGCGAAGCGACGCUGGUACCCUGGAACUUCUUGGCCUUCAACCUGCUCAACGACGGCAGCGCCCUGUAUGGUAGCCACGCCUGGUACUGGUAUGCCACGGAGGGUCUGGCUGUGACUCUUGGCACCUACCUCCCCUUCUUCCUGGCAGGUGCUUUCCUGGCCUUCCGCUCUUUGGGCCGAGCUGCGCUGGCCGGCCCUGCGGUAGGCACUGUGGCAGCCUUGGCGCUGCUGUCGCUGGCAUCUCACAAGGAGUACCGCUUUCUGCUCCCCUUCUUCCCGCUGUUUUCGCUGCUCUCAGGGGCUGGCCUCCAGAGAUGCAACGACGCCUGCCUGCGCCGGGCGGGCAAGGCGGCCGUGGGCGUCAGUUGGCCCCUGCUGAGCGUCGUGUUUGUGCCGCAGGUGGUUGCCGCCCUCCUCUUCUGUGUGGUCCAUCAGAGGGGCGCCGAGGGCGUCAUGUCACACUUGCGAGCUCAGCCCCCAGGCACCGCAGGGGUCUUCUUCCUGACGCAUUGUCACUCAACGCCCUUCUACAGCUUCCUCCACCGGGAGGUGCCACUGGCAUACCUGGACUGCUCUCCGGGCACGGGAAGCCCGCAGAGUCGCUUUUUCCAGCGGCCCCUGGCCGUUCUUGGCGCGCUCUUCCCCGAGGCGGUCCCUGUGGCGGAAUCCGGCGCCGUGCCGCCUGCAGGUGAGCCACUGCGGCCCUGCUUGGCGGAGCGCUCUGCUCUGACAGCCCGAGCGCUGCCCGAGGUCUUUGUCGUGUGGGCCUCGCUGCUGAGGAAGGAGGAGCUCGUGUCGCAGUGGCUGGGGGCGAAUGGCUACGAGCUCGAGCUGGAGAUUCAGGACGGGAUCUGGUCGGAGGGGCCUUACGGCGUGGAGCUCUGGCCCAGCUUCCGCAUCUACCGCGCACUGACGCGCGCGGAUGCCAACGAAAGAUUGCUGUACCUCCGAGACUACAAGGUGCUCGUAGAGGAUGUGCAGAAGGAUCGACAAUUGGAGUCCUCGCUGCAGACGGAGAACGUUUUUCUCGGCAACAAGCCGAUCCUCUUCCUGCAAACAGACGGCAUGGACCAGGCGAAGUGGUCUGUUCCGCGCCGCUACGGCCAUCGCCAGGAAGGCAGGCCUUGUCAGGGGCAGCUUGGUCCAAGAUAG